AUGACAGAUUACAAUGGAGUUAUUACUGCUCUGUAUGAAAUCAGCACAGUGAAUGAACUCCAGCAUAGGAGCAGACGUCAGUCCUUCUACUACAAGGUGGUUGCAGAUGCUGAGAAUCUUUAUACCAUCUCAUCAUUCAUUCACAUGGAGUUUGAUCAGUUCAUGAAAAUUGCUACUAACGGCAUGGAGAUAACCGAAUUAACAGGUAUAGGCUAUGCUGUCCACUUGAGGCGUCCUCUUUUUGCCACACAAUACCUUGCUGGUAACGAUGAGGUCAAGAGGGGCAUUGUGGAGUUUGCAGCAGAGAAGCUUUUAAAUGGAUUGUAG
Molecule: messenger RNA, 327 nt
Organism: Phanerochaete carnosa HHB-10118-sp
Lineage: Eukaryota; Fungi; Basidiomycota; Agaricomycetes; Polyporales; Phanerochaetaceae
Exons: 3
Coding region: 1-327 (108 amino acids)
Source: RefSeq, a predicted model, not a curated record